This is a messenger RNA of Punctularia strigosozonata HHB-11173 SS5, 1454 nucleotides long. Its product is annotated as FAD/NAD(P)-binding domain-containing protein. Lineage: Eukaryota; Fungi; Basidiomycota; Agaricomycetes; Corticiales; Punctulariaceae. Gene Ontology annotation, biological process: secondary metabolite biosynthetic process. The record is from RefSeq and is a predicted model, not a curated record. Gene Ontology annotation, molecular function: FAD binding. The transcript has 9 exons. Bases 50 to 1360 code for a protein of 436 amino acids.
CGAAUAAUCCCGCACUCUUACCCUCGCGCAAACCCAACAACACAUCGACAUGGCCCAAGGCAGCGACAAAUCCGGCAUCACCAUCGCCAUCGUGGGGGGUGGACUCGGUGGCGUCUGUGCUGCCGUCGGACUAGGUCGUGCAGGUUAUUCGGUACACCUGUUUGAGCAGGCAGAAAAAUUUUCAGAGAUAGGCGCAGGAAUCAGUCUUGGCCCAAAUGCCAUCACUGCGCUCGAGAUGCUCGGCUUGGGCGACACGUACGAGAAAAUAGCCGACAUCACCGACGACGUGGAUCCGCUAUGGUUUCAGUUUGUAGAACAUCGUGACGGCUCUAUGAUCCAAGAGGUAUUCAGCAAAGGUCGUUACUCUUCCGUUCAUCGCGCGAAACUGUUGGACGGUUUCAUGAAACAUCUUCCUUCCAAUGUGAAAACGCAUUUUGGCAGCCAUAUCACUCACGUCGAAAAUGUGCUCGGAGCUGACGGAAAACCAGCUCGUGUUCGCUUGAGCAUCGAACCUCAUGGAGAACACCACCCAGAUUGGCCCCAGCCGGAUCACGUAUUCGAAGCUUCGGUCGUCAUUGGGUGUGACGGUGUCAAGAGUAUGGUCCGCAAAAGCAUCGAGGAGUACACAGGAGGGCGUGUUCGCUAUACCGGAUCAUACGCGUAUCGCGGCUUGCUCGAUACCAAAGAAGCUGUCGCGCAGAUCGGUGAAGGAGCGACAGUGCCUACGAUGUGGCUGGCUCUAGACAAGCAUAUCUUGUCUUUCCCGAUUGAGAAAGGAAAUGUCAUCAAUGUAGUGGCAUUCGUGUCCGAUCGCUCGAGUCCUCCCGACGAGCGUGUAUGGAAAGAGUCGCGUUGGGUCAAGCCUGUCCCUGUCGAUCAAAUGCUCGGGGACUUUGAGGGCUUCGAAGACAAGGUCAUCAAGCUUAUGAAGCUGAUCAAGAAGCCGGAACAAUGGGCUCUUCAUGAACUUGUCCCGCUGAAGCAGUGGACUGUUGACAGGAUCACUCUUCUCGGAGACGCGGCCCACGCCGCGCUGCCCAACAAUGGUGCUGGGGCAGGUCAAGCGAUUGAAGACGUUUACGUGCUGGCUUCCCUGCUGUCCGAUCCUCGCUGCACGGAGACGACGCUGCCCGAGUUCCUGCUCGCGUACGAGAACGUGCGGAGGGGACGGGCCAGCGCCCAACAAGUCCAUAGUCGGGAGGGAGGCGAAGUCUACGAAUACCGUGGGCCCACGGGCAGUGACCGAAAGGCUCUGGCCGAGAAUCUCAAGGGCCGAUUUGAUUGGAUCUGGGUGCAUGAUUUGCGUGCAGACGUCAAGGACGCGUUUGCGUCCCUCGCGGCUAAGGGAAUCAUUUCGUGAUCGAGCUUGUAGACGUUGAAAUUCGCGCUCGUCCUGUUGUACAAUAAUGAAACAGAACUGACGAUCAUGCACGAUGAAGAUAUAGACGACGUUC